Molecule: messenger RNA, 1305 nt
Organism: Medicago truncatula (barrel medic)
Lineage: Eukaryota; Viridiplantae; Streptophyta; Magnoliopsida; Fabales; Fabaceae
Product: protein trichome birefringence-like 42
Exons: 5
Coding region: 20-1066 (348 amino acids)
Cellular component (GO): Golgi apparatus
Molecular function (GO): O-acetyltransferase activity
Source: RefSeq, a predicted model, not a curated record
UGUCACAAUUCAAAAAAAAAUGUCACUCACAUUCCACCAACUAUGUCUUCUGCUACUAGCUUCAGCAUUUCUAUGGACACUAUCACUUUCUCUACAACAACCAUGUGAUUAUUCUCAAGGAAACUGGGUCAAUGAUGAUGAUUCCACUACCUUCUCUUACCCUCUCUAUGAUGCUUCAAAAGACUGUCCUUUCAUUGGUCAAGGUUUUGAUUGUCUUGGAAAUGGUAGAACUGAUAAAGAUUAUAUCAAGUAUAGAUGGAAGCCCUCGAGAUGUAAUCUUCCAAGGUUUGAUGGUGGGAAGUUUUUGGAAAGAUACAAAGGAAAGAAGAUAUUGUUUGUGGGAGACUCCAUAAGCAACAACAUGUGGCAAUCACUCACUUGUUUGCUUCACAUUGCAAUCCCAAAUGCAAAUUAUACCUUAACAAAACAAACAAACCAACUCACUGUGUUCUCAAUUCCGGAAUAUGAAGCUUCAAUCAUGUGGUUGAAAAAUGGGUUUCUAGUGGAUUUGGUUCAUGAUAAAGAAAAAGGAAGAAUAUUGAGGUUGGACACAAUUAGCUCAGGGAAUCAAUGGAAAGGUUUUGAUGUGUUGAUUUUCAAUACAUAUCAUUGGUGGACUCAUACUGGAAAAUCUCAAACAUGGGAUUAUUUUCAAGUUGGGAAUGAAUUAAUCAAGGAGAUGGAUCAUUUAGAAGCUUUUAAGAUUGGAUUAAGCACUUGGGCCAAAUGGGUUGAUUCCAACAUUGAACCCUCAAAGACUAGAGUCUUGUUUCAGGGAAUUGCUGCUUCUCAUGUUGAUGGAAAAGGGUGCUUGAGAAAAACUAAACCAGAUCAAGGACCAAUGCCACCUUAUCCUGGUGUAGACACUGUAAAGACUAUUAUAAGUAAAAUGGAGAAGCCAGUACAAUUGCUUGACAUCACUUUGCUAACACAGUUAAGGAGGGAUGGUCACCCGUCUAUCUACACCGGCCGCGGAGAAAGUUAUGUCGACUGUAGUCACUGGUGUCUUGCUGGUGUUCCUGAUACUUGGAAUGAAAUGUUGUAUGCUGCUCUUCUUGAAGAUUAGUGUUAAUUUGGUUUCAUUCUAUAUGUCUAUUAUGUGUUAUUCUUCUGCUUGAGCACAUAGCUACACAGGAUUGCUAGAAAUAUGAACCUUAACCAAAUGAGUUAACUUCAAGAAAAUGUAAGUAGACAUGCUAAUGUUUCUUUGCACUCAGAAGGAAUUGAAUAUUCAGUAGUUUUCUAGACCAAAAUAGUCAUAUGACUUGUUUCUAUACAAUGAUAUGAUUGAUGUUCCUUGAAAAA